Messenger RNA from Orbicella faveolata, 951 nucleotides. RefSeq lists its product as uncharacterized. The record is from RefSeq and is a predicted model, not a curated record. Lineage: Eukaryota; Metazoa; Cnidaria; Anthozoa; Scleractinia; Merulinidae.
UACGCGUUAUUAGCUAUGCAAGCCGAAGCCUGUCAGAUACAGAACGUCGAUAUUCUCAGACCGAGAAAGAAGCUUUAGCGAUAGUGUGGUCCUGCGAAAGAUUUCACAUGUAUUUGUAUGGUGCUGACUUUGAAUUAAUGACUGACCACAAACCUCUGGAAUGCAUUUUCUCACCCACAUCGAAGACCUGCGCUAGGAUUGAGAGAUGGCUCCUCAUGAUGCAGCCCUAUAGAUUUACAGUGGAAUACUUUCCAGGGCCCAAGAACAUUGCAGAUUCUUAAUUACGUCUCCUGCGUCCAGUGCCACAGUCAAGAGACGAGAACGAAACAGAAGAAUAUGUGAAGUGGGUAGCUCAAGAAUCAAUGCCUGUUGCCUUGACAACUCGUGAAAUUGAGAGAGCAUCUGCACAUGACCCAGAGCUGAAAAGUGUACGAGAAUGUCUUUUAAAUGGGAAAUGGCAUGCUAUAGAAUUCAAGGAGUACCUGCCAGUGCGAGGUGAAUUAAGUGCAAUUGGAAAGCUUGUUCUUCGUGGACCUCGAAUUGUAUUACCAAAGCAACUUCGCUGUCAAGCACUGAAGUUGGCGCAUGAAGGUUAUCCUGGAAUUGUGACAAUGGAGCGACGCUUGCGCACCAAAGUGUGGUGGCCAGGCAUUGACAAAGAGGCGGAAAGAGUUUGUAAGACCUGUCAUGGCUGUCAGUUAGUUUCACAACCGCUUAAACCAGAGCCGAUAGUACGUACAGAGUUGCCUUCUGCACCAUGACAACAUCUAGCGGCUGACUUAUUGGGUCCACUGCCUUCCGGGGAUUAUGUCUUUGCCGUGGUGGACUAUUACAGUCGAUUCUUUGAAAUGGAAUUCACCAAAUCUACUACAUCUGAGAAGACUGUGUCAAUGCUGUCCAGGAUUUUCGUCACUCUUGGUCUUCCUUUGUCCCUCAGGACGGGCAAUGGGU